This is a messenger RNA of Ilex paraguariensis (yerba mate), 1365 nucleotides long. Lineage: Eukaryota; Viridiplantae; Streptophyta; Magnoliopsida; Aquifoliales; Aquifoliaceae. The record is from the annotation of a GenBank genome assembly.
AUGGCUAUUGGUCUGCUUGGCAUCCAUUUGCUGGAAUUCUGUGAAAAUAAGUUCUAUGGUGAUCAGCCUUUUACUGGGUUGGUUGAGAUAUAUUGGGUCUCUGGAUUGGCUCAUUUGCGUAUUGCUGAUCAUAUUGUCAAGGAAGAGGCUCAUUUUCUUCUUGUGGCAAUGGGGCAUGAGACUGAAUCCAUUGAUGAAUUUGUUGAAGCACACAGAACUUGCUUAAACGAUAUCAUGUACUUUCCCACCCGUAAUGCUUAUGGUCUUUCUAGUGUUGCUGGAAACAUGGAUAAGCUCGCUGCCCUGCAGUAUGAGUUUGAGAAUGUUAAGAGGAGGAUGGAUGACGAUAAUAAGAAGGCACUACGUCUUGAGCAGAAGAUAAAACUUCUUACGAAUGGUUACCAGAUACGAGCUGGGAAACUUUGGUCACAAAUUGAGGUUACCUUCAGGCAGAUGGACACUGCUGGAGCAGAACUUGAGUGCUUCCAAGCUUUACAAAAGCAAGAGCACCUAGCAGCAGCACACAGGAUCAAUGGCCUCUGGGAAGAAGUUCAGAAGCAGAAGGAACUUGAGCAAACUUUACAGAAACGCUAUGGUCACCUUCUAGCAGAGCAAGAAAGGAUACAACAACUCAUGGAUGAGUAUAGAAUACAAGCACAAAGAAAAGAAGAAAUAUCAGAAAAAAUUCAUGCUCUUGAGCUGGCUGAGGCUGCAGCGAACAAAAUUGUUGUUUCAAGCAACGAAAAUCUUGAGCCUGUUGCUGCUUCAGACGUGCUUGGGAAUGCCAUGGCGGUUGACCCAAGCCAUAAUGAUACUUCAAGUCAACAGAUAGAUGCUGCUCAAGAGCAAGCUCAUGUGGGCCCAAAACAUGGAAUGGAUGUCAAUGUAGUUGAUGGAAAAGCAAAUCUGCCCAUGGAUGAUGUAUUUCACACGACACCAUCAGCUGCAAGAGGACCUUCUCUUGCUAAUGAACAGAGUGCAAAACCAGUAUGUAAUAGCUCUGAAGGCUUUGACUCUGCUGAUAAUAGUCAGUUCUCUGGUGCGGAUGGAAAUGAACUCAUUAAGGUUCUUGGUCAAACUCCUCUUGGAAAGGGAGAUACCCCUUCUGAUAUUGUUGACUCACAGGAGGAUAAGAGGAUCCGUGACUCCAGUGGGAUUCUUGAUGAGAGUUUAGGUAGCAGUGAAGAUUUUAGAGAGGAUAUGGCCAUGGAGGAUGAGCAGAAUGUUGUUGAGGUCAGUGUGGUGGAUGGUGUCUUGACCAAUCCAGAAGGUAUUGUCCAAGAAACAGCCGAAGUUUGUUAUGCCAAUGGGGAGAUUGUACAAAUUUCUGAAGUCCCAGAAGAGAUGAUAAAUUUAGAAGCAUAA